GACCAGUGAAGUAGUAUGCCGUGUGUUGCUAUGGCUGGGGUGGGACAAGGGGACUGCCUUCCUACCGGCCAGUUACCAGUUACCAGCACGACGGUCCACUGUGAUAACCUGUCCCUCUUUUACUCAUCUGCGAAGAAAUCAAAGCCAUGGCAACAGGUCUCAAGAUCUACUUCUGUGGCAGCAUCCGAGCUGGCCGAGGAGAUGUGGAGAUCUAUGGCCGCAUUGUGGAGAUGCUCGGAAAGUAUGGCACUGUGUUGACACCUUUCGUGGCUGAUCCAAAUCUUACAAAAAAUUCAGCUGAAGAAGGAAAGGCAAGAACUGAUAAGGAAAUCUAUGAUCGAGAUAUGAGCUUACUAGAGGAAUGCCAUGCAAUUGUUGCAGAAGUAACACAGCCAUCACUUGGUGUUGGAUUUGAGCUCGGCCGUGGUGUGGCAAUGAAUAAGAAGAUCCUCUGCUUGUAUAGACCUCAGCCUGAGAAGAGACUGUCAGCAAUGGUCCGCGGGGCAGAGAAGGAUGGCUGCUUUACUACUAAGGACUACAAGGAAGAAGAUCUCCCUACUAUCUUCGAUGAUUUCUUCCAGAACUUUGUGCGUCGAGAUAGGAAGAACAGCCUUGACUGGAAAAGUUAUGAACCAAUGUAAAUCAUAUCAAGUAAUUUCUGAAAAGGUUAACAAAGUGGUUUCAUAUCAGUUACUCAAAAUUUCUUCAGAUGGGAUACAGUAUUUAAUGUUCUCUGUUGGAUGGAUUCUAAAAUAAUGUACUUCUCUGUGCCAGUGUUACCAUUGCAGUCUUUAUUGACAGUAUGGAGAUACCUGUGCAUCAUGACAUCAUUAUAAGAAAAAUGCUAUUAAGAUGCAGUUCUUUGUUAAAAUGUAACAAUGGUUAUAUUAGAAAAUUGUUUUCUGAUGUGCAUUAGAAAUAAUGCUAAUACUUUGGUAACACAUUAUUUUUUGUCAAAAUCCACUGUAUUGUUAUAGAAAAAUAAACAUGUAAACUUUAACAA
Molecule: messenger RNA, 1003 nt
Organism: Penaeus indicus
Lineage: Eukaryota; Metazoa; Arthropoda; Malacostraca; Decapoda; Penaeidae
Product: 5-hydroxymethyl-dUMP N-hydrolase-like
Exons: 5
Coding region: 147-641 (164 amino acids)
Biological process (GO): deoxyribonucleoside monophosphate catabolic process
Cellular component (GO): nucleus
Molecular function (GO): 5-hydroxymethyl-dUMP N-hydrolase activity
Source: RefSeq, a predicted model, not a curated record